AUGGACGCUGCCGACUCGACUUCGGAAACGCCAUCUGUUUUUGACCACGACAAUCUGGCGAUGGCUGCGCAGACGAAUUUGCUACAGGUACAUGCGUUUUUGAAGUUUUAAGUCUAAUUUUUUCAAGCAAUUCAGCUUUAUUUUUCUACUCUGGCUUCUGCUUUCACACCACCUGUCAAACUUGAGCAAAUCCAACAGUCUCCAACUCCCAGGUACCAAUAAUUUUGCUGCAGGAUCUUUUCCAGAAGUUAAGUCACUUUUUCAGUCAAGUCAGCAUUUCUGAAACGGACGAUUCGGCUUCUCCAGCUGCGGUAACCUCCACGAAGGCGUUCUUCUCGCUGCUUGGAUCGAAUACAACGACCAACAGUACCAGUGUAAGAAUGAUGCACAAAAACCGUAGCGACAGCAGGAUCACAACAUUACAGAACAUCGAAGGCAAGUCGAAUCGUAAACUGUGCGCGGUGUGUGGCGACAAUUCAACUGGUCUUCACUACGGAGCACCAACUUGUGAAGGGUGGGUAUAUAGGCUGAAAAAGUUUGGAGGAUCUCGAUAACUCAAAAUAUCAGAGCGAAAGGAAUCUGAUUCUACAGUAACCUCUUCAUCUGCACCCUCAGUGAUCUCCAAUAACAAAUCCCACGGGAUGUAUACACACAUACACAAAAAAAACUAUCUGGGCUAUUAUAGGCAUUAGUGAUCACAUCGGAUCGGGAAAGGGAAAGUCCAGUGAAAGUAGUGCGCCACAUCCCCCUCUCUUUCCCUCUCUCGCUCUCUUGAGGCCCUCCGAAAUUUGUGUGGCGGCCUUCAGGAUCUGAUGAUGGUCAAGGCCUUCAGCAUGACACGACGCACCGCCGAACACCCAGUCAGUGAAAUGUUGCGAAGGGCGAUCCUUCGAAUGUGUCACGCACCUCGCGCUCUUUCUUCCUCUAGUACACUGUCGCGACCCCAAUGGAAUCGGGAAGGGGGAGGUACUGCGAAAGUGGUGCACUUUAAAGCAGUUUAGAUAAGUUUUUCUAGGUCACACGCACCUCACCUCACUCUGGGUGGUCGUCGCAACUUUUGUUACUCUUUUUUCGGAGAAGUUUGUUGCGGUUGAAGUUGUUUCGUACUUCAUGGCUGAGUUAGUUUUAAUUUCGAAGUGCCCAAUUGGAAAGUACUGCUAGUGAAGACGUCACUCACAUCCCAGGAAGUUGAGCGAGCAGCCUGUUUCAUUGAAUUUCUGAAAUAACAAGAAAACACUUUUGAAGGAAAGGUUCUCCGUCCCCGACAUAUUUCUAAAAGUUCAGUUUGGCGAUAACAGUAAUAUCUCACGAUACUCAAAGUACAGAGGCCACCAGCAAAUUAAUUCAGUUCAGAUUGAAAAAUGUGAUAAUUCGUCUACCGCCCACCCUUUAGCCUCAUCUCUCCUCUGUUUUAAAUAAAACGUGGAACAAAUUAGUUCAUUACCGUUUAUCACAUCCAGGGUGGCCUUCAACUCAUGUUCUCUCCUCCAGAAGAGUCGGGAAGGGGGUGGGGGUCAAGUCGGAAAAGAUUUUGGAAGAAGGGGAAGAGAAUCGUCGGACAAGGUCGGUUCAACUGGUGCCACCAUCUGCGUACCUCUUCUCGUCACCUUCAUUUCAUUUCCCGCCCCCCACUCUCUCUCUCUUCGCACAACACAGCUAGCCCCUUCAUCCCUGAUGACCACGACCCAAUUCACAAUAUUUUCUUUAGUCUUUGUAGUUUUGUGUUUUUGUGACUACGAACUAGAUAGUGAGCAUCUGUUCACUUUUAAAAGUUGGCAAUAUCAAAAUUUAGAAUACUUGUUGGAAAAAUUAUCAAUUUUAGCACAAUCUGUCUGCAAUUGUCAGAAAAUUUGAGAGAAAAGAUUGCCAAAACCAAGUCUAUGCAACAUUCUCUCUUUUUCUCUUUUUUCCAACUUGAAGUUAUGGCAGACACGGGGCAAAAUGUGGGUAGGGGUGGUUGCGAGGGCAUCUUAAAGAACAAGGUCACUCACAGAGACCCCGAAGACGUCGUCGUCACUGUCUCUGUUGCCGUCUUCUUCUUCUUCUUCUUCUACUACUCCUCCUCCUCCUUUUUCUUUUUUGCGCAUUUCAUUUCUUUUCAACUUCACUAUCAUUUUAACCCCAGCCACCUACCUACCUACCCUCUUCCGUCACUUCUAUUCUCAUUCUUCAUACCGAAGCCAAAGCAGUCAAAGCAACAGUUUUGCGUGGGUUUCUUAUAUUUGACCCCCAUUUUAAUAGGGAUAGUGGGCCAUAUGUUCUCGAAGAGGCACCUGCUCCUCUCCAAAAUUGACCUCGACAUUUUGGUAUUUAAAUUUUUAUUCCUUGUUCCGCAGAAACGCGGCAACAGACGAAUGGGGUAGUUAAAUUUUGAUUGCAAGCAGCUUCUCGCAAUUUUUAUUCCUUUCAGCUCGGAACAUGCAUUAAAUAUAAAUAAAUUUCUUGCAGGUGCAAAGGCUUCUUCAAGCGGUCGGUACAGAACAAGAAGGUUUAUCAGUGCAGUUACGAGAACAACUGUGAAAUUGAUAAACUUAACAGGAACAGGUAUCGAGAUAACCAUAUUUUUCUUUGCAAAAAGUUAAUUUUCAGGUGUCAGUCGUGUCGUUUCCGAAAGUGCAUUGGCAAGGGCAUGUUAACUGAAGGUUAGAUGACAUCGCCCACACACAUUCUUACCUUUUUCUCAAACAUUUCUCUUUUAGCAGUGAGAGAAGACCGCAUGCCUGGCGGAAGAAAUGGGAACAGUAUCUACAGCAAUUACAAACAGAGACGGAGUAUCAUUCGCCGGACCAAAGACUAUAUUGCCGAGCAGGAGCGGCGGCCUUUUCAAAGUUUACCGAGUGGCAAGAAGCUUAUUAAAGUAGGCAGUUGAAGCUACAUUUUUCUGAUUGGGAUAUUAUUACUUUCAGGAACUAGUGGAAAUGGAUUGUUUGGAUCGGUUGAUCAAUUUGAAAGGUCUUCGCAUAAACCCUGCCGUCACAGCGAAUUGUGAUAUUGCUCCAGCGUGCAAGAGGCUUACCAGAAUCGGUAAUAACUUCAAUAUCCGGAAUAUAAUCGCAUCGUCCGUUUUCAGGGGACGAAAUAGUUGAGCAACUUGUGGAAUGGACGAAAACAUUACCAUUUUUCGACGAAUUGCCCGUAGAAGCUCAUACUCAUCUUUUGACUCAGAGAUGGGCGGAACUUGUUCUAUUAUCUGCUGGAUACUACGCUUGUUCGGUUUUCACGCCGGACUCCCCUGACACCACCGAAAUGAUUGAUGAAACCGAUGAAAUAUCCUUCACCAACCCUCAAGUCAACCUUCGUCUCCUUCAAAAUCGUCUCUCCGCGGUUCUCGGGAAGGAAAUUCCUUUGGAACAUGUCGCAAAGUAAAAACACCUUGUCUUCGGACUUCUAAUGUUCAUUACAUGUUUUAGGGAAGCUGGUCCGCUGGUCACUCGCUUCACAACUCUUCUGCACUCGUUCUCUAACCUCAAGGUCUCUCCGGAGGCUUACGUCUGCAUCAAGGCUAUCACUCUUCUUCAUCUCUCCGCUGAUUCGACUCUCGACAGAAAUAUCAUUGACAAGGUCAACACGCUCCAGGAUCACUUUGUGAAAACACUUCAAAUUCAUUUGCAUCAGCCGUCCGACGAGGCCUCCCAACACACAACAAGUCUGGCUCAGAUUCUUGACUGGUACGAGCAAACAGCUACAUAAUAUCUGUUUUGAAAACAUAAUUGAAACAAUUUCAGGCUUCCGGACCUUCGCAACGCUUCAUCGGUCCUUCUUCACUCCAAAAUGUUCUACGUCCCAUUUCUCCUUUGCAAAAACCCAAGGCGUUUAGUGUUUGACGAGUAG
This is a messenger RNA of Caenorhabditis sp. 36 PRJEB53466, 3831 nucleotides long. NCBI's taxonomy places the organism in Eukaryota, Metazoa, Nematoda, Chromadorea, Rhabditida, Rhabditidae. The record is from the annotation of a GenBank genome assembly.